UUAAAAGAUCUGGUAUAUUUCGUGGUGAUUUUGGUGAUAUUCAUUUUAAGUUUUGGUAUUGCCACAGAAGCCAUACUAUAUCCCAAUAUGGAACCACAAAUAUAUGUAAUAUUCAAAUCACUCUACAAGCCGUACUGGCAGCUCUAUGGGGAACUGUUUCUUGAAGAAGUUGAAUGUUUGAUUGAUAAUGAGACAUGUCAUACUGAUCCUAGAUAUUUGGACACGUGCCCAGAUGUUCCAGAUAACAUACGCUGGGUGGCACCAACAUUAACUGCGAUUUAUAUGUUAAUAUCAAAUAUAUUACUUAUCAAUCUACUCAUUGCCAUGUUCAGCUAUACAUUUCAGAAAGUUCAAGACAAUUCUGAGACAAUCUGGAGGUUUUAUCGUUAUGAAUUAAUCAGCGAGUAUCAUGACCGACCAACACUAGCACCACCACUGAUUAUCAUCAACCAUGGUUACAGAAUGGCUAGAUAUCUCUAUCAUCAAAUAAACCUCAAGGUUGAAUUAAACGAAAUUGAAAAUAUGCAUAACAAGAAAAAAGAAGAAAAAGACAAGAAGAAAACUGAAAUUAAAAAUAAAUUUGACAGAGACCAAUCACAUACAUUGAGAGUGUGUUUAGAUGAGAGACUUGAAGAUUACUUGAAUUCAUUUGAAAGGAAAUGCAUGGGGAAUUAUUUCAUCAAAAUAAAUCAAGAAUAUGUUCAGUCUUGGGAAAGUACUGUGUCUUCCACUGGAGAAAGAUUAGUUAAAGUAAUGCAUGAAGUAGAAGAAAUGAAGGAAUCAUUUUACGAUAGCAAAAAUGUACAGCAAGAUGGUCGAGGUGAUAGGAAAGAUGUACAGCAAGAUGGUCGAGGUGAUAGGAAAGAUGUACAGCAAGAUGGUCGAAGUGAUAGGAAAGAUGUACAGCAAGAUGGUCGAGGUGAUAGCAAAGAUGUACAGCAAGAUGGUCGAGGUGAGAGCAAAGAUGUACAGCAAGACAGGCGAGGUGAUAGCAAAGAUCCUCAGAUGUCAUUUGUCAGUCAUCAAAUGGGUCAGAUGAAUGACAGAAUUGGAGGUCUAGAAUUGAAAAUGGGGAAAAUAGAAACAGACAUGAAAAAAAUGUUACAGAUCUUAGAAGGGAACUCACAAGCUCUUCUACCAUAG
Saccoglossus kowalevskii is the source of this 1143-nucleotide messenger RNA. Its product is annotated as transient receptor potential cation channel subfamily M member-like 2. NCBI's taxonomy places the organism in Eukaryota, Metazoa, Hemichordata, Enteropneusta, Harrimaniidae. Gene Ontology annotation, cellular component: plasma membrane. The record is from RefSeq and is a predicted model, not a curated record. Gene Ontology annotation, molecular function: ligand-gated calcium channel activity. Gene Ontology annotation, biological process: calcium ion transmembrane transport.